Molecule: messenger RNA, 1057 nt
Organism: Cotesia glomerata
Lineage: Eukaryota; Metazoa; Arthropoda; Insecta; Hymenoptera; Braconidae
Product: probable G-protein coupled receptor B0563.6
Exons: 5
Coding region: 1-918 (305 amino acids)
Biological process (GO): G protein-coupled receptor signaling pathway
Cellular component (GO): membrane
Molecular function (GO): G protein-coupled receptor activity
Source: RefSeq, a predicted model, not a curated record
AUGUUGCGAUUAAAGUCUUCAACUUUCGAUUCGCAAAUUCUAAGACUGACUCUCUAUCUUUUUGAUAAAUCUCACUCAACUCGCCUUGUAGUUGACAUAGUGAUUUUGAUGGGGAAUAAAUUAUUAGGUGUAGGAGUGAUGAUGUUGUUGGCUUUAACAGUCGAACGCUAUGUAAGCGUAUGCCAUCCAGGCCAACAUCCACGUCCCUUAUGUGGGCCCCCUCAUCUUGUAGUUACUCUAAUACCAAUGGUAACUUUCCUUGUUUACCUACCAAAUGUGUUCAGAGGAGAAAUAACAACUUGUCUCGUAUCAUUUGGUAGCUCAUUGAUUUAUCAAAAACGCGACAAUUCAACGUUUAUGCACUCAAUAUUCUACCAAAUUUACAAAGUUGCCCUAGAAGUUGUUUUCAAAGUAGCUCCAAUAAUACUUCUCGCUGGAUUUAAUUUACGGAUAAUGAUUGUGUAUAGAAAAUCAUGCGAAAGAAGACGGAGGAUGACUUUAUCUCGAACUAUGCAUAGUGGCGAUGAAGAUUUGAGAACAUUCUCAGAAGAACGACGUCUUAUUUUACUUUUGAGUAGUACGAGUAUUCUUUUUCUUGUUUGUGUCAGUCCAAUGGUUAUAUUGAAUGUUACUUUGAGUGACAGCAACUUGACUUUAUAUCCUUAUCAAGUGUUUCGAGCUUUGGCUAAUCUACUUGAAAUUAUUAAUUAUUCAAUAACGUUUUACAUUUAUUGUUUAUUUUCGGAAGACUUUCGUAAUACUCUUAUUCAAACACUCAAAUGGCCAUGGUGUAAAGCAGCACGAGAUAAACAUAAAUUAUCCACGAAGAGAUCUCUUAACCCUAGACCAACAAUCAUCGCAGCAUCAACAACAACUACUCUUGCAACUUCUAGACACGCAUCUCGCACAAGCGUGUGAAUCUAUUUUGACCAAUAAUAUGUAUUAAUAGAAAAAUUAAAAGGCUGUACGUCAAAAAAAUAAGUGAUUUUUUUGGAACGAAGUUCCUUAUGGGGCGUUGCGGAGGGAUACCCUAGCUGGCAAAAAACGUCUGUAACGU